UUUGCUUAUUUUAGUUGCAGUUUGAGUCUAAUGUCUCCUUGGGGUGCUUAAAAACAUCAUUGGCACUGCUGUUAUGAGACAGGUCAACGCCCUGCCUAUUGCUAGCCAGAGCGCUGAUGGGUCAUCAUGGACUUGGAAACAUGUUGCUUUGGGGGCAGCAGGUGUUGUACUUGUCGGCGUUAGUUCAUAUGGCAUCUAUUCCUACUUUAUCAAGCCAGAUGGAACCGUGUCAAAGGGGAAGAAGGGAAGAGGUGGAAAGUCAAGUACUCCCAAAAACCUCACUGAAGUAAAUUCAGAUAUCUCAACAACUAAAACAGCGUUAGAGAGUGCAGUUGAGGCUAAAAUGAGGGGCAACAAGUACUUCAAGGGCAAGAUGUACUCCAAGGCAGUCGAGUGCUACCAGGAGGCACUCGCCCUAUCGGGUGCAGAGAGCAGUCUCAAAGGAGGAGACACCACGCAAGGUGGUGACCUGGGAGGAGGAGAGAAAUUGGCAAGUGCUGAAAGGGCGACUUUUUACCAUAAUCUGGCAGCCGCAUAUGAGAAAAUGGAGAAGCCGGAAGACGUUGUUCGUGAAUGCUCCAACUGCCUCAAAAUCAGUCCCAAAUACAUCAAAGCCUUGUCGAAGAGAGCAAAAGCCUACAAGUCGUUAGGCGAACUAGAAUAUGCAAUCCAAGAUAUAACAGCGGCUGCUUUAUUAGAAGAUUUAGCAAACGCGGAAAACAUGCAGCUAUCAGAAGUUAUUACGAAAGAAUUGUCAGAGAAGAAAGCGAAAGAGAAGUAUGCAUCAAAAACAUCGAGACCGAGUCCUUCUAAACAUUUUGUGAAUGGAUAUUUCGACAGCUUCACUUUUAAUAUUUUCGAUUGCGAAACACCUUCAGAAGACGCAGACACUUCAAAGGGUUUCCUGAAAGCGAAGAAGUUGUUCGAAGAGGGAGAUGACUUCGAAGGUGUGGAGAGUGCGUGUAGUUAUGAAAUUGACAGGGUGGGGGAAGAGUCGCCUUUUUAUAUUAAUGCGUUGCUAGUCCGAGGAACAUUCCGAUUAUUGUCAGGUGCUGCCAAACUGGCCUUAGAAGACCUCGAGAAGGUAGUGAACAGUCCGAAGUCUUCUGCACUCCAGAAGUCGAAUGCUCUGAUCAAGAGAGGCAGUCUACACAUGCAGAACCAGGAGAACUUCAGAGCCAUGGCCGACUUCGAACAGAGUGUGGAAGUGGCUGAUGAAAGUGUAGAUGCCCAUCAUCACAGGGGACAGCUGUUCCUGUUGAUGGAGGACAAUGAGCGAUGCAUUGAUGAGUUUAACAAGUGCAUCAAACUAGACCCCUCCUUUGAUCAACCUGCCAUCCAGCUGUGCUAUGCAAACUACAAAGUGGCAGCCACCCAGAGGGAUCUCAUCAAAGCCAACAGGGCUUUGGAGGAGUUCAAAGAUAUUUUGAAGAAGUUUCCCAAAUCGUCAGAUGGUCACGCAAUGUAUGCUCAGGCCUUAGCAGAUGCAGGUCAGCCUACAGAGUCACUAGCCAUGUUCGACAAGGCCAUUGCAUUGUGUCCAGAGAACGCCGCCAACUAUGUCCAUAAGGGCAUGUUACUGCUGCAACUGAAAGGCGACUACAACGCAGCCAUCGAUCUCAUCAAGCAGUCGAUAGAGAAAGACCCCAGAAGUGACUUCGCCUAUGAGAUGAUGGGCAACAUUGAGAUCAAGAGAGGAGAUUACUCGGCUGCUGCCAAGGCCUUUGAAAAGUCCGUUGACAACGCUAGAUUUGAGGUUGAGAUGGAACGAAUGUAUUUUCUCUACCUGUCAGCUAGUUCCUGGAAGUAUGUCAAGGAUAAUUACGGAAUAGACGUCUCCACGAUCAUCGGAAAAGCCAUGCAAUAAAAUGGAAAGCAGUAGACAAGUCAUUAUAGUCCAAUCAGAAAUUAAAGUACUCAAGUGGAAUAUAAACUGUAAAAACAGGCACAGUUAAUAUUUCAGAGCAAUAGGAACAGGUUAUUAUUGGAUUUUACUAACGCAGAAGAAAAUAAAAAAUAAUCAAAAGCAGAAAGAGCUGCGAAACACUUUUUUGUACACUUGCUUAACUGUAUUGAAAGGAAAAGCUUAUUGUUAAAAGAACUGGCUUUCGAUGUGAAUCCUGUUGUUCAAUUUUGCCUGACUCACUUUUUCACAUUUUUUCAUGGUAUUUACUAAAACUUCCGAAAUCUGAUCUCAAGUUUUUGAUAAGUUUUUCUUAAAUACCAUGCUCGAAAAUAGAUUCCAAUGUUUGCUGUAAAUUAUAAAUGAAACAUUAUGAUUGAUUGUACAAAACUGAGUUUUGACACUGUUUUUGUUUGCAUUUGAAUACAUCAGAUAUGUUAAUAUGUCGCCUAAUUAUGUAAU
Molecule: messenger RNA, 2365 nt
Organism: Symsagittifera roscoffensis
Lineage: Eukaryota; Metazoa; Xenacoelomorpha; Acoela; Convolutidae
Product: mitochondrial import receptor subunit TOM70-like
Exons: 11
Coding region: 74-1867 (597 amino acids)
Biological process (GO): protein import into mitochondrial matrix; protein insertion into mitochondrial inner membrane
Cellular component (GO): mitochondrial outer membrane
Molecular function (GO): protein binding; transmembrane protein transporter activity
Source: RefSeq, a predicted model, not a curated record